AUGGCUCGUAGGUUUACAAAAGAAGAGAAGGGCAAGAGUGUCGCCACCUCACAGACGAUGCAAGGGUAUAGACGCAUUAGAGCCCCCGAGAUAGACAGCUCAGCACUUAUCAGAGACAACGCCCUCACUCUAAUAGGAAGGACCCUUAACACUAGAGAACAACCAGUGGAAGCCCUCAUUGCUGCUCUCAAUAGGAAGUGGAACCUCAGAGGCCAUGUCUCGGGUUCUGACCUAGGACAAUCCUGCUUCCAAUUUAGAUUUGAACUAGAAGAAGACAUGAAGGCAGUCCUAGCGGGGAGGCCCUAUCAUUACAACCACUGGAUGUUAAUUCUGCAACAAUGGGAGCCGGUCAUCUCUCCUCUCUUCCCCUCGCAGAUACCUUUUUGGAUCAGACUCCACGGGAUUCCCCUCCACUUCUGGCAUGAGAAGAUGAUCUACAAUGUGGGCCAAGACUUGGGAACUCUAGCGGACUACAAGAUAACCAAAUCUUCAGUAAGAAUCCAAGUUAUCAUAAAUGGACUUGAACCUCUAACUAAAAAAGCUCUCAUUGAGUUCGACCAAGGAGAAGAUCUACCCAUCCUCUGGAAUACCAUUGCUCCAACUGCAACAGACUGA
Brassica oleracea var. oleracea is the source of this 615-nucleotide messenger RNA. RefSeq lists its product as uncharacterized. NCBI's taxonomy places the organism in Eukaryota, Viridiplantae, Streptophyta, Magnoliopsida, Brassicales, Brassicaceae. The record is from RefSeq and is a predicted model, not a curated record. The coding region runs from base 1 to 615 and encodes 204 amino acids. The transcript has a single exon.